Messenger RNA from Microdochium trichocladiopsis, 1515 nucleotides. RefSeq lists its product as uncharacterized. Lineage: Eukaryota; Fungi; Ascomycota; Sordariomycetes; Xylariales; Microdochiaceae. The coding region runs from base 70 to 1149 and encodes 359 amino acids. The transcript has a single exon. Gene Ontology annotation, cellular component: cytoplasm. The record is from RefSeq and is a predicted model, not a curated record. Gene Ontology annotation, molecular function: protein binding.
GGGAACCUUUCGGCAGUGAACGCAUUCAUCGCAGCAGGCGCACUCGUAGACUCUGCGAGUGUGGACGGAAUGACACCCUUGCAUGUUGCCGCGCAACACGGAUGGGUCAACAUCGUUCGCACUCUUGAUGGGGCUCGUGGAGCACAAACCGACACGCCACUGCGCCAUCUCAAGGACGAUUUAGGCUGGCGGCCAGUCGAAUGGGCCGUCCUUGGCAACCACAACAAAGCGGCCCAAAUCCUCCUCAGGAGGGUCAAUGAUCAGCCUGAAGAAUUAACUCUCGCCACGGAUGUAGCUGUUUACGAGCACAGCCUGCCCUUGAUUGACGUCCUUUUCGGCCGCGACAACGGGGCUGACAUGCGAGAGUUUGUGAUGCUCAGAAACAAAUACGUCCCGCGAGCCUGCAGAGACAGACAUUGGUCAGCGGUAGUUCGCCUGGUCAAUCAAGUCGGCAAAUCCUCUUGGGCACCUCAAAUCCGCAUACACGACGUGUGGAAUGCCAUAGCUAGAUAUGAUCUUCCACCUGGGUUAGCUCGGAUGAUGCUCACCGGAACGAAGACUGAUCUCUACGAGUGCGGGUCAUUUGGCGAGUGGGAAAUGGCCCUGGCAAGGGCUGCAAAGUUCCGGAGUCCAACGCGGUUGAAGAUCAUCCUCGACUCCGUCCUCCUCGAGGGUCGCUAUGACAAAGCGGAAUGGGACUUCGGACAAGAAAAAGCUCAACAAUUCCUCGUCAACAACGUGCGCCCUUCUCAGCAGCCAUCCGGUGGAGCUCUGGAAUGGUUCGUGGAUGGAAGAGAUCCACCACCACUUACGGAAGCUGUUCUAGCGUUAAGAACCAACAACAUAGAGGUCUUGCUGAAAUCCGGCGCCGCGCCAGACAGGCCAUCGUCCGAGUUCGGAACGGCCUUGCAAUCGUUGCAGACACUCGCCGGCAAACCGGUCAGAGAAACAAGAGUUCUGGCCGUCGUUAAGCUGCUCGUCGCACACGGCGCUGCGAUUCGGGAUAAGAACGGACUGCCGCCAAAAGGACUAGAGGUAUUUCCUCAGGUUUGGCAGUACCUCCUCAAUGCUCAGGAGGCGAGAGACGGGCCCUCGGUCGAGUCUACACCAGAGCAACAGGGGGAAGCUUUCCAAAGGGGGGCGACUUGACCAUGCGAAAAGUCAAGAGUCGACAUUUGAGAGAGACGAAAGUAUGACUAUGCAAUAAGGGCGCUGUCCAACGCUAUUUGUUGAAUUCUCUGAAAGCGUUACAGAUUCCAGCUGGUUAAUGGAGUCGUUAAUUUUGGUGGCAAAUCGCGUAACACUUCCCUUGCAUACCCUCAAAGCACAAGCAGUUGAACAACAGUUGGUGGCAUCCCUCGCCAAUCAGGGUUUAGAUCAUGUCGCUAUGUAAUGAAGCUGUCAAUGUUGAUUCCAGCAACUCGAUUUCGUUCCCAAGACUAGCGAGGCUGUAGGCAGAAACAAAGCGACCAGCGGUACAGCGACCUGUCCAACCUCUCGUCGGCACUAGUGCGG